AUGGAUAUCGAGAAGCACCCCGGCCCCGACGAGAAGGAGGCUGCCUCGGCUACCGCCGCGGAACCAGAGUACCCUGGCUUUGCCAAAGUCGCCGUCAUCAUUUUGGGACUGUACCUCUCCGUCUUCCUUGUGGCGCUCGACCAGACGAUCAUCUCCGUUGCCAUCCCCGAGAUCACGAACCAGUUCAAGAGCAUUGAGGAUAUUGCCUGGUAUGGCAGUGCUUACUUCCUCACCUCGACGGCACUGCAGCCGUCCUAUGGUCGCCUCUACAAGAUCUUCAGUGCAAAAUGGGCAUUCCUGUGCGCCGUGUUCAUCUUUGAGCUGGGGUCUUUGAUCUGCGCUGUUGCACCAUCGAGUACGGUGCUUAUUGUUGGUCGCGCCGUUGCUGGUAUUGGUGUCGCGGGUAUCUUCUCCGGCGCGCUCGUUAUCAUUGCGCUGUGCGUACCUCUGCCUAAACGUCCUCUCGUCUUCGGAAUGUUUGGGAUGGUCUGGGGUAUCGCAAGUAUCGCUGGACCCUUGUUAGGUGGUGCUUUCACCGACUGUGUCUCGUGGAGGUGGUGCUUUUAUAUCAACCUUCCAAUCGGCGGAUUAUCCAUGGCCAUAAUAGUUUUCAUCCUGCAACUCCCUGAGCAAAACCAAUCCAGCAAAGGCACGCCGAUCCUGGGCCGCAUCAAACAACUCGAUUUCAUAGGCGCCGCCUUGCUAAUCCCCUGCAUCAUCUGCCUACUCCUGGCUCUGCAAUGGGGCGGCAAUAAAUACGCCUGGAGCAACGGCCGCAUAAUCGGCCUCUUCAUCACCUUCGGCGUCCUCGUCAUCCUAACAGUCUAUUCUCAAAUCAAGCUCGGCGAUCGCGCAACACUCCCACCACGCAUAAUGAAGCAGCGCUCCGUCAUUGCCUCAACGGCCUACGCCCUCUUCUUCGGUGGCUCGUUUUUCGUUCUCGUCUACUACCUCCCCAUCUUCUUCCAGAGCGUCCGCGGCUCAUCCGCAAUGACAUCAGGGAUCCAGCUUCUCCCGCUUAUGCUAGCAACCGUCGUUUCGUCUAUUCUAGCGGGAAUCCUCGUUACAGUCUUCGGCUACUACACCCCUUUCUUGAUCGGUAGUACUGCGAUCGCAUCUAUCGGCGCCGGCCUCGUUACUCUGUAUUCAAUCGACAUUUCCUCGGGAAAGUGGAUUGGCUACCAGAUUCUCCUUGGUGCCGGUGUGGGCGCUGGCUUCCAGAUCCCCAUGACGGCCGUCCAGACUACCCUCAAAGCAGACGAUAUCCCGCAGGGUACGGCUGCGGUGGUGUUCUUCCAGACACUCGGUGGGGCUCUUUUCAUUGCGGUUGCGCAGUCGCUCUUCCAGAAUGGUCUUAUCGAGGGUGUAGCGAAGCAUGCACCUAGCGUUGACCCCAGCAAGAUUGUUGAGGCUGGCGCGACGGAGAUGAGACACGUUCUUGAAGACCUCGGACAAACAGACCAAUUGCGCAACGUUAUUCUGGCCUUUUUGGAUGGGCUGAAGGAUACGUAUAGACUCAGUCUUGCGUUGUUCCUAGCGGCGUUUGUGGUUUCCUGCUUAUUUGAGUGGAGGAGUGUCAAGGAGGGCGAAGGUUCUGGGGAAGGGGGUGUUCCUGCUCUUUGA
Molecule: messenger RNA, 1623 nt
Organism: Aspergillus mulundensis
Lineage: Eukaryota; Fungi; Ascomycota; Eurotiomycetes; Eurotiales; Aspergillaceae
Product: MDR family MFS transporter
Exons: 4
Coding region: 1-1623 (540 amino acids)
Biological process (GO): transmembrane transport
Molecular function (GO): transmembrane transporter activity
Source: RefSeq, a predicted model, not a curated record